AUGCAAGAUGUGGGCCUCUUCGAGACCUCAAGCGGGAAUCACAGUGGGCAACGAAGUCGCCUCGAGUUCUGUUAUCUGUGCUGUUUGCUGAAGAUUAAUGACAGUCAGGAAAAGAAUAUUCAGCAAGGAUGCGCUAAGGCCGCCUCUGCUUCCAAAUUCUUAACGAAAUGCUUGUGGUCCCCAUCACCAGCGAAGUCGAACUGUGAGUCUACUUAUGCGCAACCCGCCCCAUCAUGA
Molecule: messenger RNA, 237 nt
Organism: Necator americanus (New World hookworm)
Lineage: Eukaryota; Metazoa; Nematoda; Chromadorea; Rhabditida; Ancylostomatidae
Exons: 1
Coding region: 1-237 (78 amino acids)
Source: RefSeq, a predicted model, not a curated record